Pectinophora gossypiella (pink bollworm) is the source of this 9476-nucleotide messenger RNA. Its product is annotated as homeobox protein PKNOX2-like. Gene Ontology annotation, biological process: regulation of transcription by RNA polymerase II. Gene Ontology annotation, molecular function: DNA-binding transcription factor activity, RNA polymerase II-specific; RNA polymerase II cis-regulatory region sequence-specific DNA binding. NCBI's taxonomy places the organism in Eukaryota, Metazoa, Arthropoda, Insecta, Lepidoptera, Gelechiidae. The record is from RefSeq and is a predicted model, not a curated record. The transcript is spliced from 11 exons. Bases 332 to 1456 code for a protein of 374 amino acids.
ACAGCAGACAGACAGUGGCGCGGCCGUCGACGCAGCGUCUGGCACACUAUUUUUAUUUUGAUUCAACUAAUCACAUAACGAGCCGACUUGAUUCACACGUAACCGUCUCGCGUUUGCAAUAAAAUAUCAUUUUAAACAACGAUCAAACGUGACGAGUGAUAGACAGACUGAGAGUUUCCGAUUUUUGGUGCUAACCUCAUACUUUUUUUAGUUGUGUUUUUGAGAGAACUGCAAGACUGUGAUCGAUAGUGCAAGAUGUACUUCAGAUGACUCCGCAUUAUUAUUCAACCGCGUGUUGUUUUCUGAUGCGUCGGCGGGCGUGGUGAGCGGCAUGCAGGGCGGAGCGCCGGCCGCGGACGCCGACCAGGCACAGUUCGAGGCCGACAAGCGCGCCGUCUACAAACACCCACUGUUUCCGCUGCUAGCCCUCUUAUUAGAGCGAUGCGAGCAGGCCACAGCGGGGGCGGAGCCCGUGGCGGCCGACGCCUUCGGAGCGGACCUUCAGGCCUUCGUGCAGCACCAACGCCGCGACCGUCGGCCCUUCCUCACCGACGAGCCAGAGAUCGACGGCCUUAUGAUCAAAAGCAUACAGGUGCUCCGCAUCCACCUGCUGGAGUUGGAGAAGGUCCAGGAGCUGUGCCGGGACUUUUGCGGGCGCUACAUCGCCUGCCUCAAGACCAAGAUGCAGAGCGAGAACCUGUUGCGCACAGACUACUCCGCUGGCGGCGUGGAGAGCAAUAACAACCUGUCCGGUCCCCUGGACGACCACUCCAGCACCUCAAACUCGCCACAAUAUCAGUCCCCGCCGGCGCCCCCGCUGCCGGCGCCGUCGUUCCCCGCCGUGUUCCCGCCACACGCCGACCUGCCGUACGCGGCGCCGCUGCGGGACCCACCGUCCUCGCUUGUGGUCCAGGGGUCGACGCCGAUCGGCCAGAUUGGAGCCGGGUUGUUGACUAAUAAUGACUCCUUUACAGGAACAAACUCCAACAACUCGUGCUCGUCAGUGUCGGGGUCUCCGCCCCCCGAGGAGGACUGCGGCGACGACUGUGGCGGCAAGCGCGGAGUCCUACCGCGGCACGCCACCCAGGUCAUGCGCGCAUGGCUCUUCCAGCAUCUCGUUCACCCCUACCCCACAGAGGAGGAGAAGCGCACCCUGGCCGCGCAGACGCGGCUGACGCUGCUGCAAGUCAAUAACUGGUUCAUCAACGCGCGCCGCCGUAUCCUGCAGCCCAUGCUGGACUGUGCUGACAAGCCUGGUGGUAAGAAGAGCAAAAACGGCUCGUCGAUAAGCAAGCGGUAUUGGCCUGACGCUCUUACCAACCCGCAGUUCACAGCUGGCCUCCUCUCCUCCUCAGAGGAUGAGGACCAGGAGGGCGACCCCUCCGGCGACGAGCACGACCCUCAGGAGGACCAGCCCUCAGAGCACUUCCCUCCCAUACAACAGAGUAUGCAUUAGGGUGGUAAUUGGUACGGUAUAUAUGAACAUUUUGGUUUUACAAGCAAUCUGAUUUUAAACCGACUUCAAAAAAGAAGGUUAUCAACGUCUAGAGCUAAAUAGGUCGAAAACUACAUACUCCGAGUUACAUACUCCGGGCACUAUACAACAAUGUCAUGCUUAGUGUGUGCCUGACGCCUAAGUGUAAGCGAGAUAGAUAAUCCACGCGCGUUCGUUUCACUCAUUGGUGGCUUCCGGCCAUUUAAGAUGUCAAUUUGCAGACAAAACAUAAUUUUUAUUUAGUGUGACAGCACUAAAAAUAGGCUUAGGGGGCAUGUCGCCCACAUAAUAACAGGUCUGUGGGCCAGUUUACACUUCAUAUUUUUUGUAGUCCAAACUAAAAUUUUGUAACAGAAUACCGCUUCCUUCUUUGGUCGAAGUAAACUCAGUGAAGUGUUUCAGGCGAGUUGACUACAAAAAAAAUAUAAAAGGGGACAACUCGCCCGCAGGGUUAUAUAAAGUGGCUGAUUUGCCACCUACACUUAAUAACUCUUACAAAUAAAAAAUAAACCAGGGGUAAACGUGGGUUUUAAGUAUUUGACAGCCACGAAAAACUGAAUCCAAUUAUCAUACAAUUCGACUGAGCUUUGCUUGGCUGUCAAAUACUUGAACCCACGUUCAUCCCUGGUUUAUUUUUUAUUUGCAAGGUGGUGGAAUAGUACCGUCCUUCACUUACUACGAGUGCGAGACAGAGAUAAAACUAGUUUUAGAACUAAUCCCAAUGCUGGGCAAAGGCCUCUCUUUCCUCAGCCAUCUGUCAAACUAAAAAUGCACUAAUUUCUAAUUUUAAGAUCGCUUGUAGAACCAAAAUUGUGAAAAGUAAAUGUUGAAAACACUUUUGAAUUUUAAAUACAAUAUUAUCGUUUUCGAAAUCAUCUCAAAACGUAUCAAUGAGUGACUUUACAGGCUACGUUCACCAAAAACAAUGUAGAUGGCGUUGUGCAGCUUUAAAGUGAUAAUUACCUACUUUCUCAUUAUUCGGGUACAUAAUUAUUCCAAAAUACAAAGUAAAGGCAGAAGCAUAUAUAAAAAUAAUUGUUGCUUGAUAUUUGAAUUACAACAUGUAUAUAAUUAAGUUGCUACCUUCUUCUUUGCGAGUCGAUGGCGAUCGAUACUAAAUUUUUGCUGACCAAUAAUUGGCCACGCUUACGGCAUUGUCAGUGGCUUCGUAAAGGUCUUUAAUAGUGCAGGUGUUAGGGCACUUAGGACAGCACAAAAGGUGAGCCAUAGUUUGUGGUGAUACUCCACACUCGCAAUCAUCGCAACCAUCAACCAGAUAUCCCCACCUGCAAAGAUUAUCCUUGCAGCGGCCAACCUGUUGCUACCUAUAUUGCUUCUCUUUAUUUUGAUCAGAAUAAAAUGGGUGGAAGAUGUAAUUGUGCCUGGGUGUAAUAACAAGGGUCAUCAUUUACACCCAAAAACAAAGAAAAAAAUGUGCGAGAUGUUCCUUCGUUUAACUUCGGUUAAACGAAGGAACAUCUUUACAGCGCCAUUUAUAUGGUUUUUGAGGAACGUAACCUGAAAAGAUUGAAAUUAUGCAUUAUAGUCUGAGUACCAUGACAAAUCCCAUGUCACAAAUAAAAAAAAUAAAAGACAUAUACGUUUGGUAUACUCUAAUUUUAAGCAAUUUUUAGCUAAAAAAGUACUGAAAUUGUUGCCUGGGUUUUAGAGAAGCUUCUACAUUCCCGUUUUUUAGUUGUGGCAUAGAUUAAGGAAUAAUGCCACGUAUAGUAUACGGCAACUCUCCGCUCCCCACCUAUAUAAUAAAACCAGGUAUGCUCAAAAGUGACAGCUAACAUUUCAAGGUUAGCCCAGCUGACGUCAUCUCACCCUCCGUUGCCAUUUUGUAAAAAAAAAAUUACCAACGACUAAUGUUUUUUGACGUUUUUAACUUUUAGUAAAAGAUUUACUUACAGUUUUAAUAUUUUCAUUAAAAUCUUAGUCAAAUUUUAUCGCCGGUGAAAAAAAAACUGGCCGCCAUACAAAUUUUCGUUUUUCCAGAAAAUGUCUCAGAGGUAAAAAUGAUGUAUAGGGGUGUGAUCGGAACGUCAUCUUUGAAAACUGCUCCGCAUCAGGGGGCACCCUACGGCCUGGCAAACAUAUACACCUGGAACGUUUUGGUUUUCAUGAGACCUAUUAAAAUCUUGGUCGAAUACAAUUGCCGGUAAAAAAAAACAAUAUGGCCGCCAUACAAAGUUUCGAACUAAUACAGGACACGCGAGCUGCUUGCAGCGAGCGAACCACGCGGCAUCUAGUUUUCUUAUAUAUAUGUAAUAGUAAUUAAAUACAUUAGUCAGUAAUUCACUUAAUUUUCAACAAUAAAAUGUACGUCCUUGGAAUGUUGGAGAUACCAAUCUAUUGGUAACACAGUGGUAACACUUACGUCAUCAAACGUCUAGCAAUGGCGGGUUUUCGUACGAGUGAGCAUCAAAAAUGACAGAAGCCAUACUUCAAAAAUGGAAUUGAAAAAAAAUACGAGUGAGCAUACCUUGUUUUAUUAUACCAUGGUCUAUGGAUACGGCUUUUUGGCGGGAGACGGGAACGGGACAGUUGCUUUCUUCAUUGAAUAAUCUAAAUAAUUAAUACGAAGUGGUGUUUUGUGGUUAAUGAUCGCAUUAAGUUAGUCGGAAGACAUUCGCGAGUGUUAUUAUAUUGGAGUAUUCAAUAAACAAAGUGUAUCUGCCUAUUUUCGCUUCGUGUCAGGAAGCCGCUUCAUAACUCAAAAGUUUAUGCGGACUUUUGAGUUAAUUCGUUCGGGGUUCGGAGUAGGAGUCUACUCCGAGGGUGGGGGCUUAGGUUUCAUCAUCAUCACCUUUCAUCAUUUCAUUAAUCAUCAAGAAAAAAAAUACGUCAGACAUGGCUGUAUGGGCAUAGUUCCCUUUGCCUUACCCUUCGGGGAAAACCAAAACAAAAAAAAAAAUGGUCUAUGGAUACCAUGUUUUUUUAACUAUCUAUUGUAGGCAAAGGCAGGUACUAUUCGCCAGUGCUCUCAAACUAUUCAGCCAGGCAAUAUUUCAGUACUUAGCACGUAGGAUAAGACCAUGUAUACGUAAACCAUACCUCACUAUUAAGUAUAAAAUUGAAAAACUUAAAAAUAAUCCAUCUAUUUAGUUAUAAUAGGUUGUAUUUCCUUGCAAAGGGUAGAUGAAUAAACACGAUUUUUAGGUUAGAAAUUUUCGAGUCGUGGCCAUUUUCAAUUGUUUCUUUUUAAUUUUGUCGGCAAAGGCCUUACGCAAUAGAGCCUUGUUUGAUGUAACGCGGUUUUUAAUGUAGUUUUUUUUUUAUUGGUUUUACUUUAAAUUAAAGGUUUUGGUGAUUUAUAUUUUUGUAUUUAUGUAGGCAAAAGAUUGUUAAAUGGGUUUUUUAUCGAUUGUUUUUUUUUUAACUACUACGUCGAGACUACUACUUUAGACUACUUUACUGCCCAUCCUGGGCAGUAAAAAUAGAGCUGACUUUAGAAAAGUCAAGUACAUAAUUCGUUGUUGUAUUUGUAAUAGAGAAGUCGUGUUUAUUCAACUAAGCCUCAUUUUUGAAAAUCAUAAAAUUAUAAAAUCUUAUUUUUCAAGAACCGGACAUUUUGAUCAUUACAUUUUUUCCGCUUUUUAUUUUCGUAACAAGCGUUCGUCAAUUUUUAUACACCGGGUUGUGAAUAAAAAAGUUUUUUUUUUGUCUUGACUUCCAUUUAGCCGACUGAAUGAAAUAGACUUAAGGAUAUUUUCACAAACCACGAAAAAACUAUAGAAAACCGUCCACAAGAAAAAUUGUAUUUAUUUAAAUUGUAAAAAAAAUAAGUUUUAAAUAAUAUACUCACUGUGUAUAAUUAUGUUUAUUUUUUUUAAGGCAGCCAUAUUAGAAUUUUACUAUCGUAAGUGAUACGGCGUUUUUAUUUUACAUUGGGAAAAGGCUGUUAAAAAAAAUUGCGCUUUUUUUCGUAUUAGAAGGUAGGAAUUUGCAAAAGUAUUUGUUUCUGAAAUUCCCAGUGUUAAAAUUAAUCCGCUGUGUAAUUUUAAAUACGAUUAUACGACCUAAAUAUACGAUCCAAGUAAAUUGUAUACUCAAAAAAAAAAUGAUUCAAAACUGUAUACGUCAGAUGUAUUAAAAAGUAAUCAAUUUUUUUUAAUGUUUAGGUGUAAAUUUUUUGACAUUUGAAUGAAUGAUGCUAUCAGUAUUGCGUGAGAUAUCGACUUAUUGAUAAUGAAAAAUUUAAUUAAAAUUAACAUUUUGAGUGGUAACAUCAUAAGCAUGCAGAGUAAGUACCUAAUUAUUACAAUUUAAAUCAACUAAUCGCGGUGGUUAAAAGAGUCACAUUGUUGCUUCGAUGAGGAUUUUUUAACCCCCUGAAAUGAGAAAAUGCGUAUAUAAAAAUCUAAGCAUAAUUUAAAGUUAUUUUUUCAUAUAAUAAGUCGAGAAUCCACGUCAAAUUAUGUAGAAUAGCUUGACGUAACUGUAAAGUGCUUGGUUGACCACGUUGGCUAAAAAUAAGAAAUAAAUAGGUAUAAAACUCAGUAUUUAAAUUCUUAUGCAAUAAUUGUCAGUAUUCCAUUCUAUUUUAGCUAAUGUGGUUACAAUUUGGCGGGGUUUGAAAAUGGCGACUAUUACGUAAAAAUUAAAAAAUAAAAUGCUUAAUGGCGACUGACAUGUAAAAUUAAAAUGGCGUCUGUAUUGUAAAAAAAAAUCUGACAUUAAGUCUUAUUUAUAUACCAACAUACGUAAUUUUAGUAUUUAGAAUCAUUUGUCUUGUUUCACUUCGUGUUAAAAUGAAUAUCAUGCGUCAUUUGUAAAAAAACAGUCUCGUAAACCAAAAAAUCAUGAUAUGUAAUUCGCCAUUUUUAAGUCCGCCAUAUUAUAUCGGAGGUCAGUGAUUUCGUCUGUUAUACGAGGCAACGGAUAUACGUAAUUCGGAUUGAUGAAAAAAAAAAGAUUUUUUAUAAUUAUUAAAUAAUAAAUAUAACUGUACGUAUACCUUAGUAGUAAUAAAUUGUAAUUUUAAAACGAAUAUUUAACACUAUUAUUCGAUUGUAUUGAAAUUGUAAAAAAAAAAAAUUAUCAUGAAAAAAAAAGAUUUUAUAGUUCUAUUGUCUAAGAUAGUCUUCCAUGAACUAUAAAACAUAAAUCAAUAUUUCAAAAUUGCAUAAAAAAACGAAUCGAAUUGAAUGAAUCGAACCUUACUUUUUCCGAGUUAAUAUUCCGUAAUGACAAAAAAAAUGCUUUAUUAAAAGUUACAAAUUCAUACAGUCAUACUUUAACAAUAUACAGGGUGUAAGAGACAUUGUGCCGAAAACUGAAAGAGAGAUGAUUCAGACAGUGAUUCUGAUUUAACAUCAAGUGGAAUUUUCCGUCGCAAAACUCACGAAAAUUUUAGUGUUUUUUAAAUUAUUUUAAUUUUCAUACAUUUGCGACGUCAAAUCAUCCCUUAGUUUUCGAUACUGUGUCACUAACACCCUGUAUUUAUUAUUAUUAUCUUAGUUGUUAAAAAAUAAUCACCCGCCCCUCACUGUUAUUGGAAAGUUGCCCAUAACGGUCGCCAUAUUACCGCGCUAAAUAGCAAUGGCCAACCUUUUUCCCACGAACGAACCGGAACAGGGGGCAUUUAUAAAAAAAUAAAAAUAACAAAAGUGUUUAUUUCUUGUUUUAAGCAACAUAAACUUAUGAGGCAACCCCAGGAAGCAAGGUUAAUGCUUGGGUUGGGGAUUUUUUAUAUUUAUAAUGGUGCUAAUUCCUGUAAAUACCAUCUAAUUUUAUUUUAAGUUAUAUCUGUCAUUUUCUUAUCCGCCGAAAAGGAAAGGGACGGGUAAUCGACAAGCAUAAAAUUUAUGGAACACACGUCAAUUUUAAGCACAAAUCUAAACCAACCAUCUAAAAAUUUUACAUCCGUCAAUAACCCGACACAGUUAAGUAGACAGCACGUCAAACGGAUUGCAUACCAGCGACGUACCUUUUUGAUUCGCCCGGGUUAUUCAUUCAUUUACUCAUUCUUCCUAAAAUUAAGAGCUGUGAAUCAUCCGUCCCUUUCCUUUUCGACGGAUAUGAAAAUGACGGAUAUAACUUAAAAUAAAAUUAGGCGGUGUCUGCAGGAAUCGGGGCCAUUAUAUAUGUUAUUAUUUAUAUAUUUUAAAAUGUUUAAUUAAUCUUUACAUUUAUAUAGACAAAAAUCGAAUUCAAUACAAUCGAACAGAAGUGGGUUGGAAUAAAAAUGCCAAUAUUUUUUACUAUGUCAUAGGGCUUGUUAUAAUUAUUGUUUUAAUAUGUAUAAGAUGUUUAUUUUGGUAUCUUGGACAUUUAAAAUUAAAAAAAAAAAACAAAAAAACAUACAUACUAACAUAAACAGCCUAUAAAUGUCCCACUGCUGGGCACAGGCCUCCCCUCAAUCAACUAGGAGGUAUGGAGUAUUCUCCACCGCGCUGCUCCACUGCGGGUUGGUAGCGGUGUCUUUACGGCUAAUAGCCUCCACCAAUGUCUUCACAUACAUGACAUGAAAUAAAUGUGAAUCGCGGUCACUCAGUUCAUCUUGCGAUGGUAGUACCUAUUCCUAGGCCAGUUGGGUAUAUAGUAUGAGCUUACGUAUUGUUAUAAUUAUAAAAGUUAAUCAUCAUCAUCAGUACGACGCCUACUGCUGGGCAUAGGCCUCCCCCAAGGAUCUCCACGACGAUCGGUCCUGCGCUGCCCGCAUCCGGCGGCUUCCUGCGACCUUCACCAGAUCGUCGGUCCACCUUGUAGCGGCCUAUCUACUGAGCGUCGUCCGACACGUGGUCGCCAUUCGAGAACCUUUCCGCCCACAUAACAGUUAAAGCCACGUCUGUUUCCCAAUGAGCAGACUAUGAAAUACCAUUUAGUCGCGGCGACUUGUGAUUUACUUCAACAAAAUCUCGAUGUCCUCCAAUUAAUUUCACUCUUGGUAAUAAUUCAGACCAUAUUUUUUGUCCUGGAUUGAAAUUAGACUAUCUAUUGCAAGGCUUUUUGGCGGGAACGGGACGGUUGCUUUCUUCAUUGAAUAAUCUGAACAAUUAAUACGAAGUGCUGUUUUGUGAUUAAUGAUCGCAUUAAGUUAGUCGGAAAACAUUCGCGAUAGUGUUAUUAUAUCUGAUUCAAUAAACAAAGUGUACCUAUCUAUUUUCGCUUCGUGCCAACAAGCCGCUUUAUAACUCGAAAGUUUAUGCGGACUUUUGAGUUAAUUCGUUUGGGGUUCGGAGUAGGAGUCUGCGCCGAGGGUGGAGGUUUAGGUUUCAUCAUUCAUCGUCAUCACUUUUCAUCGUUUCAUUAAUCGUCAUCAAGAAAACAAAUACAUAAGACAUGGCUGUAUGGGCAUCGUUCCCUUUGCCUUGCCCUUCGGGGAAAACCAAAACAAAUUGUUUCGUCUUAUUAUGUUCAAUAGCAAAGUUUCAGUUAAAAAAGUCCAAUGUAUAGAACUAAACAUCUUGUACUUAUUGUAAUUUUUUUUAUCAUUCUAAGACACGAAAAAAUUAAAGAAUAGUGAAAAUGUCCAGUUUCUAGUAUACUAUAGAAUUAACAGUCUGUGCUUCAUUAUAACAUAAGGUUAUGUUUGUUUGUACUGAAAAUACAUGCAAAAUAUAAAAAAACAAUAUUGCUGUAUCAUACUUUUUUUAAUAUUUGUAAAAAAACAAUUUUUUGAGUCUGGAUAAAGAUGUUUAAAAAAAUAAUUAAAAGCCAGACCAAAAAUAUAAAAAAAAACGUUUCGCCCUAAUGUGGGUAUUAUUAAGAACCUUUUUUGACACCCUACAGAAUAAAAAUGUGUAAUAGCGCCAUCGCGUUAGUUGUUUUUUUUUAAUAUUUUCUGGCUCGGUUUUACAGUGAAAAUUGUUAUUUUUGUGUUGAAUUCGUAUUAUUUGUGGAUUUUGGCCUGGUUUCACAGGCCAUUAAGAAUGUAAUUUCAGUACAAACGGACAAUUUCAACUUGGAUAUACAAUACGUAUAAUACGGCAUAAUAUUUUGCUAGUCAAAUAAAAUACUUUAGGCUCAAUAA